Molecule: messenger RNA, 345 nt
Organism: Helobdella robusta
Lineage: Eukaryota; Metazoa; Annelida; Clitellata; Rhynchobdellida; Glossiphoniidae
Exons: 2
Coding region: 1-345 (114 amino acids)
Source: RefSeq, a predicted model, not a curated record
AUGCCAAAAUCUGAAACAAUCCUGAUUGGAGGCGACGUUGGAAGAAAAACAGAUGGUUUUGAGCACGUGCAUGGCGGUUUUAGCUAUGGAAAACGGAAUGAAGAUGGCAACCGCAUCCUUGAAUUUGUUGAAAAAGAGAACUGGCCGAAGAUGAGCAAUACAGCCGGUGAACCAGCCAAAAGAUUGCACGAAUGGUGCGGAAAGAUGUCGCAACUGCUUUCUUCGCUAACCGACCGAGUGAAACGGUUGGAGGCAAAAGAUGAAAAGAAUUUAUUAGAAAUAGAAAGAUUGAAGACGGACCUCGAAUCUGCCAAAAAAGGUAGCAAAACCCUGUAUCAGUGCUGA